AUGGAUCAAGGAAAAAGUGAUUCAAAUGAGAUAAACGAUAACAACGACCAUGUGAGCACAGAUCUAUCUCCAUCUAGUUUAAAUGAAGUCAUGAUUUCUAAGAUUGGCAUGACUUUUAUAUCUGAAGAUGAAGUUCGUAAUUUUUAUAAAUCAUAUGCUCAGAAUUUUGGUUUUGGUAUUUCCAAAUUAGGUGGUAAAAAGGGAGAUGAUGGAAAGCAAAAAUAUUUUUGUUUUGGAUAUGCCAAAAGUGGUAAAACAGUAUCUCAAGCCAAAAAUGCUUUGUACCCUAGACCUUCUAUUAAGACAAAUUGCAAAGCUAAGAUUAAUGUUGUUAUUCGGAAUGAUGAUAACUUUGUGAUAAAUAAUGUAUCUCUUGAACAUAAUCACGUCUUGAGCCCGGGAAAGUCAUGGUAUUUUAGAUGUAAUAAAUUAUUGGAUUCAACUACAAAGAGGAAACUUGAAUUAAAUGAUCAAGCAGGAAUUACUUUAAGUAAAAGUUUUCAUUCAUUGGUAGUUGAGGCUGGAGGCUAUGAGAAUUUGACAUUUAAUGAGAGAAAGUGUAGGAAUUAUAUUUCAGAAGCUAGAAGGUUGAGGUUAGGGGAUGAAGAUGCUGAAGCCUUGAGUAAUUAUUUUUGUCGCAUGCAAAGUCGGAACUCUAACUUCUUUUAUGUGCUUGAUUUAGAUGAAGAGUCUCGAAUAAGAAAUGUUUUUUGGGCAGAUGCAAGAUGUAGGGUUGCAUAUCAUUAUUUUUCUGAUGUUGUGACUUUUGAUACAACUUAUUUGACUAAUAGUUAUGAUAUGCCAUUUGCUCCUUUUGUUGGGAUGAAUCAUCAUGGUCAAUCCAUUUUGCUUGGAUGUGGAUUAUUAUCAAGUGAAGAUUCAGAAACAUUCAUAUGGUUGUUCAAAUCUUGGCUGACAUGUAUGCUUGGGCGUGCUCCAAAGGCCAUAAUCACAGACCAGUGUCGUGCCAUGGCAAUUGCUAUUGAAGAGAUAUUUCCGGAUUCUCAUCAUCGUUUGUGUCUUUGGCAUAUAAUGAAAAAAUUACCAGCAAAAUUAGGUGGGCAUGCUCAAUAUAAGCUGAUAAAGAAACAAUUGAAGAAUAUUGUUUACAACUCACUUAGUAUUGAUGAAUGUGAUGAGAAUUGGAUGAAAAUGAUUGAGGUUUUUAAUUUAGAGAACAAUGACUGGUUGAAAUCUUUGUAUGAACAGCGGAAUAGAUGGAUACCUGUGUAUGUCAAAGAUAAGUUUUGGGCAGUUUGA
Molecule: messenger RNA, 1260 nt
Organism: Zingiber officinale
Lineage: Eukaryota; Viridiplantae; Streptophyta; Magnoliopsida; Zingiberales; Zingiberaceae
Product: protein FAR1-RELATED SEQUENCE 4-like
Exons: 2
Coding region: 1-1260 (419 amino acids)
Source: RefSeq, a predicted model, not a curated record